AUGGUAGUCACCCAGCUGAAUCUGGAGUUUUGCUUUCAGGGCAAGAAGCUGCGAGGCUUCAGCUGUGAGUUCACCCUGCCCCAUGGAGUCUUCCCUGAGACUGCCUGCACCUUCACGUGGCAGAUUGUGGUUCCCCCUCUGCUCUUGGGCCUGGGCCUAUUGAUGAACACCAUCCAACACUGGCCUGUGUUUGUGGAGGUUAACGACCUGUUGACGCUGGUGCCACCCUUAGUGGGCCUGAAGGGGAACCUGGAGAUGACACUGGCGUCACGACUUGCCACAGCUGCCAACACUGGACAAAUUGAUGACCCCCGGGAGCAACACAGAGUCAUUAACAGUAACCUCGCCCUCAUUCAGGUGCAGGCCACUGUAUUGGGGCUCCUGGCUGCUGUGGUUGCCCUGCUGCUGGGAGCUGUGUCUAGGGGGGAGUUAGACUUUGCGAAAGUGGAGUUGCUGUGUGCCAGCAGUGUCAUCACUGCCUUCCUUGCAUCUUUUGCUCUAGGACUGCUGAUGGUCUGUAUAGUGAUUGGUGCUCGAAAGCUCGGGGUCAACCCAGACAACAUUGCCACACCCAUUGCAGCCAGCCUGGGAGACCUUAUUACGUUGUCCAUUCUGGCUUUCAUUAGCAGCUUCUUCUAUAAAUAUAAAGACAGUCGGUUUCUGACUCCCUUGGUCUGUAUCGGCUUCAUGGUCCUGACUCCGGUGUUGAUCCUCAUUGCAAAGCAGAACCCACCCAUUGUGAAGAUCCUAAAGUUUGGGUGGUUCCCGAUUGUCCUAGCAAUGGUGUUUAGCAGUUUUGGAGGGCUCAUCUUGAACAAAACCAUUUCCAAAGAGCAGUACAAAGGCAUGGCCAUAUUUACUCCCAUCAUAUGUGGUGUUGGUGGCAAUCUGGUGGCCAUUCAGACCAGCCGGAUCUCUACCUACCUGCACAUGUGGAGCACACCUGGGGUCCUACCCCUCUGGAUGAAAAAAUUCUGGCCUAACCCAUGCUCCACUUUCUGCACAUCAGAAAUUAAUUCCAUAUCAGCUCGAGUUCUACUCUGUUUGGUGAUUCCAAGCCAUCUGAUUUUCUUCUCUGUUAUCUAUCUGGUGGAGGGCCGUUCAGUUCCAAAUGGCAAGACCUUUGUGGUAUUCUAUCUGCUAGCAGGCCUGAUCCAGGUGACAAUCCUGCUGUACUUGGCAGAAGUGAUGGUUCGGCUGAUAUGGCACCAGGCCCUGGAUCCUGACAAUCACUGUAUCCCCUACCUCACAGGGCUAGGGGACCUCCUAGGGACUGGCCUCCUAGCACUGUGCUUUCUUAUCAGCUGGUUAUUGAGAGAAGCAGAGCUGGAUGGCAUUUCAGAACCAGCAUCUGGACCUCCCUACUGAGACCAGGCAGCUCCAGUUAGUCAGUAGAAUGUUCCUUCACCCGAGUGAGGUACAGAAUGCAGUUCCUCCCUAGCUGGGUCCUUAGGUCUCCCUGCCUCUCCAGUGACCCUUUGUCAUUCUGCUAAGGAGAUUCACACACACCUUGACCCUGGUAUUGGAACCUGAAUCCAUGAUGGAGCCUAAAAUCAGAAGCACUGAGUGUGUGAAUGUGACUGUAUGUGCCCACAUGCUGGAUGAGUGUGUGAAUGAUUGCAUGUAUGAGUGGAAAGCAGGGUGCUCAGGCCUGAAGAUUUGAAGGAGGAGGUGUGUCAGUGCACUUUGGGGAUGUUUUGGCCCUCUUUCAAUCCAAUGCAGUGUGGAUUGGGGUAGAGCAGGAAGGGGAUCCGUUGUAUGCCCAAGCCUCAGUACUCCCUGAGCCCUGGCUUAACUGAUAUAUUCACUAGGUCCAGCUCCAUGAGCCAUUGUGUUGAUGUGCAAAGCAAAUGUGUACAGCCUUUCUUAGGAUGAGGCCUUACACACACCCCCAUCUGCUUUUGCCUUGUUUUCUUUCCUUUUCUCUCUCUCUCUCUCUUUUUUUAGUAAAAACCUCUCAUCAGAGUAAAGUAAAAUAUAGAAUA
Molossus molossus (Pallas's mastiff bat) is the source of this 1985-nucleotide messenger RNA. It is a transcript of the gene SLC41A3, whose product is annotated as solute carrier family 41 member 3. Gene Ontology annotation, biological process: monoatomic cation transport. Gene Ontology annotation, molecular function: monoatomic cation transmembrane transporter activity. Lineage: Eukaryota; Metazoa; Chordata; Mammalia; Chiroptera; Molossidae. Gene Ontology annotation, cellular component: plasma membrane. The record is from RefSeq and is a predicted model, not a curated record.